CAUUCCCGUGGCCCGUGAUAUCUCGCGUAUCAUUCUCGUACUCGCGAGCCGUCAAAACUCGAAAAGGACUGGGGACGAAGGAAACGAGAAAUCCAGCAAACAUGGCGUUCAAUAAUCGAACGCGACCAAAUAUUUUGGUGACGGGAACUCCUUGCACCGGUAAGUCUGUGUUAGCGAACCAGAUAGCAGAAAGAACGGGACUCAAUCACAUCAAUGUUGGCGAACUGGCAAAACAAAACAACUUGUUUGAAGGCUGGGAUGAACAGUAUAAUUGCCACGUGCUCGACGAAGACAGAGUAAGUGGAAAUUACUGAAAUUAAAAGAUCGCGAAGAAAUGUUUGGAAUCCUUUUGUACGGGUAAAUAGGGAUACCUUAAACUUCUUUGCGUGACAUUCUUAGGGAGUGUUCAUUUCGAAAGCAGUUUAUUUCGAACAGGGUCCGACAAAAUAUUUUUUUGACAAAACGUGUCUCUAGGCAAAUGGCAUGUAAAUAACUACACAGUACUUGCCCAGUAUAAUGAGCUGCUUGUUCCAUAUCAUAAUGGUAUAAGUCUAGCGACUGCACUUAAGCAAAGCUAUUUCACGUAAUUUGGGAGGUAAAACUAACUAAAACAAAAAUACAAACUUUGCUGUUGAAGACAUGACAUUUGAUUUACAAUUUUCAUUAAUGCAUUUCAGAAAUUUUGUGUACAAUGUAAGAUACUACAAGUCCGUAGAACUUCACGCUUUCUUUUGCAGUUGAAGCUCUACUUGCAGGCCUGCCAACUCUCACGUUCUGCCAUGAGUCUCACAAUGUUUCUUCUUUUCGCACGGCCUCACAACAACGCUCCCAAUCUCACGGUUUUUGGGGAAAAUCAUUCUAAAAUGAAAUGUUACCAUGUUGAAUAAAAUGGAAAUUCAGUGGGGAAGGAUAGUGUCUUUUAAAGCCUUGUUAGCACUUUGUCUAACAUUUUGGCCACGAUUAGUUGGCUUAUUCGGAAGAAAUGACCCUUUUGCUAUAAGUUUUUUCCUAGUGAUGACCACUUCUUGGUCCUUAAAAAAGCAGCAUCUUGUUACAACAGGGAUCACAAAUAAAGCAAGGUAAUGUUUAAAUACCAACAUCACCCCCGUCCCCAAAUGAAAAAGGGUUUGUUUGAUCUUGAUGGGGAAAAAAAUAGAAUCUCACUACUUUUUGUAAAAUCUCCAGAUUUUUCUUUAUUAGGGGUUGGAAGGUCUGUACAGUACCAUUCUAAAGUAAGUUGGCACUCGAUUCUUUAUUCUCGCGAGAAUUGAGACUCGAUUCUCAAUUGUUGCGUCUCAUUUCACGAUUCUCGAUUCCUGUGAGACUCAUCAAAGAGGAAACGCCUUUGUUUAUACUUGUACUGGCAACCUCUCUCGUAAGCGACCAGCUCUGGUAACAGCCACCUUUGUGAAACCCCGUUCAAACUGUGACUUAAGCUUUGUAAUGAAAAGCUGUCAUAAGUGACCACUCCCGUAAGCAUCUGUGACCGCACUUUGGGGAUUACCCAACUGGAUUUUCCGUAGUUUUUAAGCUCUCAUAAGGGACUACUCAGAGCUUUAUUCAUAUAAAUCAACACUUUAAAUGACACUGCACAUUUCGCUAAUGGUUCGUUGAUAAGAUCUUGCACAGUGCAGUAUUGUAUUUAGUUCUUUNGCCUUUGUUUAUACUUGUACUGGCAACCUCUCUCGUAAGCGACCAGCUCUGGUAACAGCCACCUUUGUGAAACCCCGUUCAAACUGUGACUUAAGCUUUGUAAUGAAAAGCUGUCAUAAGUGACCACUCCCAUAAGCAUCUGUGACCGCACUUUGGGGAUUACCCAACUGGAUUUUCCGUAGUUUUUAAGCUCUCAUAAGGGACUACUCAGAGCUUUAUUCACAUAAAUCAACACUUUAAAUGACACUGCACAUUUCACUAAUGGUUCGUUGAUAAGAUCUUGCACAGUGCAGUAUUGUAUUUAGUUCUUUCUGUAGCGACCACGUAGCCUGCAUGGCAAUGAUCACUCACUGAGCCUAACGAAGCCUUAAGUUUAUAAAUUAUCAAUGAGUUUCUGAUUCUCUGGUGAGUGAGCACCCUCUAUUGUUUUACCAUGCAGUUGCUUAUGAGAGCUCAUUCUCUAGUAAUGACCACUUUUUCGAAUUUCCAAGGUUGUCACUUACGAGACCUUUGACUGUAUUUUAUAUAUAGAGAAUACUUCAUGGAAAGUGCUGGCGUACGGUAUUUACGCACGAGUUGUUGACGUAUCAGAAAUCGAACGAGUGAGCGCAGCGAACGAGUAAGAUUUGUGAUACAAAAAAAACGAGUUAGUAAAUACCGUUCAAAGCACUUUCCAUGUGGUAUUGUGUUUAUUAUAUACAUACUGAGACAUUCAUCAUUUUGGUGGCCUUUUUAUUUUAAAUCUUUCAAAAACGUUAAAAUUUGCCGCUACACACUUACCGCAAAAUGACAAUGAAAACGAAGUAUCAGCUUUUUAGUAAAAACGCUUGUUAAAAACAUAAAUGACUGUGAGGAUAUGAGGUAAUCCAAGAACUAUAAGUAAUCUUAACUGUUUGUCCUCAAUGCACAAUUGAAAAUGAGUGUUUUUAAGUAAAAUGGCUGGUUUCAAUAUAAGCUUAAGCUUAAAUGAAAGGCAAAGUAGCUCUGACAAAAAGCAUAACAAAAGCUUACACCUCGUUCUGUUUAUCCCUUUCUGCUGUUGUUUAGCCGGCUCUCUACCGUUUUCUUUAUCGACAGUGAAACAAACGAAACUAUUCCACUCCAUUUCCGAGAUGUUUUUCACUUUUUUAGCGAGAAAAAGUCUUUGAGUAAAACUUUUCUCGUUGAAUGUGUGCGACGCGGCGCUGCGAGCUGCAAUAAAAGGCGGGAAUUUUGGCGUGAAACUCACACACCUCUGUGGCUUCUGAUUGGACGUAUCAUUUUUCUCACACAUGAAAAAAAAAACGUUCACGAUUCUGAUUGGAGGUAUCAUUUUUUUCACGUGUGAAAACCAUCGUUCGCUCCUCUGAUUGGCUAGAACUAAUUUGCGUACGAAAAUUUACGACAGAUUUUUGGUGAGUAUUUCUCAGUAUGUAUAUAAUAAUUUGCUAUGAGUUUCACCACUAGUAACACAGGAUUGCUUCUAGGCCUACUUUCAUAUAGUUAUGAAACUGCGCUAAGAAUCCAUUUUCAGCCAGGAAAACUCCAGUCUGCACGGUAUGGCAAGUGCAUGGGCCUUUUGUUUAAACUCUGUUUGUGCACACCAAAUCUGCAGCAUUGCACGUGGCAGCACCGGGCCUUUAUAACAAGUGAUUUGCACUUGACUUGUAGGGGAGUAACCAUGAUGUUUUUCCCAAAUCUUCCCUAAGCUGUAAGUUUAACACAUUGGUUGGAUUGGCAAUUGGGUUGUAAUCCAUUUUAUAGCCUUUCUUUUUACUGAGCUAAAUGCUGUAGCAUGAUGCUUUUACUCUGGGAGUCUAGGGGUAUGCUCCCCUGGAAAGAUCUGAUAUUUAGGUUCGUCUGAAAUAGCUGGAAGUGUUCUAAAACUCAUAUCCUUCCUGUAAUAAAUACUAUUUACAUAUUUUUAGUUAUUUUAUGGGUUACAGUUUUUAUGGGUUAUAGUUAUAGGUUACAGAAUCAUUCUCAAAUUACAGUUUAUACGUGUUGAAAAAAAUAAAAAAUAAGUAAAAUAUUGUAUGCAUGUGGAGGCUCUGAAACAAAUUCUUGACUCGUUAUUUGUGACUAGUCACUGUUUUCCCUCUUAGGUUUUAAACAUUUUUAACUAAAAUGAAACCUCCGGGACACUGGGGCGGUUAUCCAAAAAGUAAAAUACAUCAAAGGCUUGGCAACAUAGCACUGUUGACAGAGGUUUUGCACCUUUUGCUUUGCUCUCUAAUUUCCUGUGCUUUGCCUACUCCAAGCACCAGUAUUCAAGUCCACCAAUCAUGACGUGGCUUUUCUGGGGACUGGCUAACAAUGAUAAUUAUUAUCAGAAAAACUGCAAAUGUGCUUAUUUGCAGUCGUCACAAUCUAUUUUCCAGCAGAAAUUGGGGGUUGCGUUCUCGUACCUCGAACACAAUAAUAAUAAUAAUAAUAAUGAUAAUAAUGAUGAUGAUGAUGAUGAUGAUGAUGAUAAUAAUAAUAAUAGUGGUUUAUGUAACAGAUCCAAUUAAUCUAACAGAUCAAAUCAAUUGGUUAUAGUAAAAGGAAGACUUAAGAGUCUGAAAUACAACAGUGAUUUUCGGGGAAGGGGAUGGCGGUAUGUAGGGGAAGGGGAUAGAUAUGUCCAUUAUGCAAAAAAGAGGCCAUUUUAAAUAUAGAAGUGUCUCAACACUUUCAUCCCUGAUUGUAGCAAAAGUUAACCCAGGUUCUCCUGCCCCUCCUGCGGGGGUUUGUCUAGCAUGGUAGCAUGUCAGCAGCCACUAGCUAGGACUUCUGAUAUUUUAAGAUAAUGUGAUCUCAGACAAGUUGGUCUCAAAUUACAUAGAUGAAGUUUCCUAUGCCAAAUUUGCUGUAAGCAGUAGGCACUUUUUGUUGCAUUAUAUGUCCUCCUGGAAUGCCACAUACUUUCCGAAUAUAUUUUACACUCAAAAGGGCUGACUAGCUAUAUAGUGUGGGACAGUGUGCUGUCCUUCAUCCGCGCGUGGGAUGCAAGUAUAACGCAAAUAAUCCCCAGCAUUGCUGCACUUUUACUUUUUGUAUUACUUGAAGCUUACCUUUGAAACUGGUGCCUUAAAAUUUAGUGGUGUAGGGUCUAACAUAACCCAGGCAUAGCAGGGAGGUAUCCAUAGCAACCCUGCAAGCAGGAAACAUGCCUGCAGCAUUCAUUAGCAUGCCCUGUCACACUGGAACCUGAUCCAGUUGAAAAGACUUACAUGACCAGAUGCUUACCUACGCGAAGAGACCGGCCCUGUGGAAAUGAAAGGGUGGGGCAAAAGGAAUCUGCACAAAUUUGCAGAAAAUGAUGUAGAAAAGAUUCGCAAUGAUCCGCAACAAAAGCAAAACUAAGGCAAUGAUGUAAAAAGUCCUUGAACAUAAAGGGGCACCUCUGCAGUACAUGUGCCUGAGAGAGUAAUUGGCUCGAGUUUAACCUUACCUAAAAUAAAUUUAGCCACAUGCAACUUAAUUCGGAGGAACUCAGUGUGGUUUCCGAUCAAAGAAGACAACCCUUCACUUCUUUUAGAAGAUCCCAUAAGCAAUUUAUUGGGGUCAGGAGCCCAUAGCUUAUGAGCAUUAUUUUUAUUAUCUUUAAUUUGACUUAGAUAGAAUUCUUAAAAUAAUAUUAUUUCAGGUAGUCGAUGAACUGGAAGAUCAGAUGUGUGAAGGUGGAAAUGUUGUGGAUUAUCAUGGAUGUGAUUUUUUCCCAGAGAGAUGGUUUGACAUAGUAUUUGUCCUACGUACAAACAACACAAUUCUUUACAAAAGACUUGAACAACGGUAAAUAUUUAUUCAACUUUACACCAUAUUUCAGACUCCUUUUAGAGGAGUUAUCACCUUAAUAUGUUGUAUUUCUGAUUUCAGUUUUCUUCGUCACCUCUGUACUGCCAAUGUAGCUAAGCCACCGCCCAGUUGCUUGCAUAACACUUUCAUCCAAUAUUAAUAUGAUUGACGUCAAUCUUACUGAUAUUUAGUCUCCUUUAAAGCUGCUCAGGCUGCAGUCAAGCAACGCUCCCGACUGCUUGACUCUGGCCUGAGCACUAGCGAAGAAGACUAAUCAAUAUCGGGAAACAUCUUUAACAUUUGGUCAACGCUUACAAGUUAAGAAGAAUAAUCUGGCGAAUUUAAGCCUAUCAGAAACAGAGAAAUGUUUUGAGUGAAUAAUAUAUAGUUUUAGCCAGGGCUAAAAGCAAAGCUUUCGUUAAUACACUGUAUACCUGUGACUUACUCAAACAAAAAAAAUAGAAUCACGUGUAAUGUUAAACGGCGACAGCAAUGACAACGGGAAAAAAAAUCAAUUGGUCUUAGUAGCCAAAAACAAAACUUUCCACAAGGAACACACUUUUUUGUACACUUCUUUGUAGUUAAUUUGCACGACUACAACGAGAAAGUUCGUAGCUGCGCGUUUUAUGGAGAAAAUGUCGUAUGUGCUCACAAAAAAUUGUGUUCGCACUUCCUGUUAAUUUUUUUCACAACCGUUCGUUUUUACCUUCCUGGCCGCUACCAUUUCUCAUUUUCUCAAUUUUCACGUUGUUCUCCUAACGAAGUUCUUGUCCUUUGUUUUUAUCUGUCGCUCUAGCUCAUUCUCUGAUAUCCACGUCAUUGUAGACAUUUUAAAAAAAUAAUAGAAAAAAAGGAAUCGGCCUUGUUGUUGGUGUUUUUUUUUCUCUCUAAAAGUCAAGUGGCUAUGCGAUUUACCGCCAAAACGCGCAGGUGCUUGAAUGCGAAAUUUCUCCGAAACUGACAUGUAGGGGUGGAAGUACGUACGUGUGUACGUAGGGACGGACGGAUGGUCACCUGACUGCCAAAUUUUCUUGUAUCGAUCGAUUUUCAUUUUCUAUAGUAUUGGAGUCUCCGCUGCGCGCGCAAGAGCUCUGCUAAAAAGUACCUUUAUUCUCAUGACCGUUGUGCUUUACAAAUAUUUCAGGGGUUACAGUGGAAAAAAGCUGACUGACAAUGUGGAAUGUGAAAUUAUGCAGACAAUAUUGGAAGAGGCUAGAGAAAGUUACAAAACGGAAAUUGUUCAUGAAUUGCAAAGUGACACCACAGAGGAACUAGAAAAUAAUUUGGACCAAAUAGUAGCAUGGAUUCAGAAGUGGUCUGGAUAGCAGUACUGGGUGAAGGCACUAUAAAACAGUAUGGAAUGGCACUUUUCCUCAGGGAUUUUCUCUUGAAAUGCUGGCUGCAAGUUUUACGCCAUGCAUACUCUUGCUGCAUUGGCGUCCUUACAUAUUGUGGUGAGAACUGUGCUGAAUUUGUUUGACAAGUCGAAAUCAACCCAAUUCAACAGUAAAACUCCACAGAAUGUGAUCUCUUCUAGGAGCAACUAGACUGAGGAGUAAGGAAAGAAAACAAAUGUAUCCUUCAAGAGACCUCAGAAUUUCAAAAUUUUAAAAGUUAAUGUUCUGCUUGGCCAGAAUCCAACAUUCCACAAAGACUGUCAGAUUCUAUGUGACUCCCUUCAAAAGGUGGUGUAUGACUAAUAUGGGGCGUUUUAUGUGACGCACACUUUGAACUCGCUGUAUAUAUUCCACUGGCUGUCCCAUCUUAAACUUUUAGGCUCACAAAGGACCCAAGAGUUUAAAGUUACAAUUCUGUAGUGAGUUACUGUUAGGAAAGAAAAGAGAAAACUUUGUCUCCAAAAGGCUAGACCUUACUAAGCCAAGUGGGUCACACCAUUAUUUGUGCGCCUCGACCGUUCUCGUAUCCAAUCCUCUGUUAAGCGACUGGGCACGAAUCCGUAUCGAGAGAGCGUCUUGCGGGCUAAGAGAAGCCCCAAUUCUAUCAUUGGUGCACAAUACGCACGGAAUCAGUGAGUUACGAAAAACUCUCGUUUUCAUGGCUAAUAAUGUUCUUAUUCUUAAUUGAGGC
This is a messenger RNA of Porites evermanni, 7500 nucleotides long. Lineage: Eukaryota; Metazoa; Cnidaria; Anthozoa; Scleractinia; Poritidae. The record is from the annotation of a GenBank genome assembly.